GAAUGUAGCUGAGUGUGAAGACGCCCAGGGCCGGGGAGGGGAGCAAGGUACCCAAGAGUACCAGUUCUGAGCCUGAAUGUCGGGGCUCCUCUGUCUUGACUUUUCUACGUGUUGACCCGAGACGAGAUUAACUUGUCUGUGACUCUCGUGGAAGCAGAAACUGCUAACGCUGCCUGCCGCCUCGGGACAGCAGGUGUCCCGAGAGCGCCCAAGUAACCUCUGCAGCAAUCAUGGGUCCGCAGGUGUAACAUUUGUGAGGUUUCUUUGGGGUCUCUUUUGGCUUGGAGAAGUGCUUACUUGGUUUGAGAUUCGUCUCAAAUUGAGGGAGCUUUUGUGUAUUAGUUACUCGGGUCUGGAGGCUUUCUGUGGGAUUACUGGCUGUGUGGGGGUGUCUGAGGUGAGUAUAGGCGUCAGGAGACCGACUUGGGAGAUUGCUGCGCUAGGAUCUCUGAGAAGUCCUUUGAAAUUGGGUCGUUUUGCGCUGGGGAGUAUUUUUAGGUUUGGGUGUUAAAGGAGGAGUUGACAUGGCCUGGACGUUUGGGGGAGAGUGUUAAGAUUCUGGAGGUGAAGGAGCUGAUUGGGCGUUGUGGGGGAGGUCAGGAGUCAGGACUGGGACUCUUUGUUACUGAUGUCUGCAUUGGGAGGCUGUCUCAAUUUUGAACGGUGUCAGAUUAUCUGGAAUUGCCCGCAUUUAGAGGGACAGACUAUAUAUACUGCAAGAGUAGGCAAACUUUUUCCAUAAAGGGCCAGAUAAUGACUCUUUCAGGCUUUUCAGGCCGUGUGCAGUCUGUACUGCUCUGCUGCUGUAGCAUGAAAGCCGCCGUAAACAUGUGUUUUGUAAAACUUUUAUUUACGUGGACAGUGAGUUAGGUCCGCUGACUGGUCUGGUCUGCAGCCUUGUGCAGGGCUUGGGAUUUGCAAGGUUUCCUUUUUGAGCUCUCUGGAAGGAGAUGGGCGAGGGGAAAAAUUGAGACUGAGGCCUCUCUGCGCCUUACCGGUGACAUGUGGAGCCCCCUGCCGUCCUGUUUCUGACGUCCGGUGACUCCGUGCCCGUUUGCCAUCACGCCCAGAAUGGACCGUGGCAGUCUCCUGCCCUUUCAACUCUGGUGCCCCCGGCCCUUCGGCACCUACUCCCAGAACCAGACGCGCCCGCCUUCCGCUGUGCUCAAGCCGGCAGCCUGCCCUGAGCCCGGCGGCGGGGCCGAGCCAGACCAUGGGCCUGCGCACUCAGAGAACACCCCACCCGCCUUGGCCGAUGUCCCCACCUCCCAGUCUGCCCCGCUUCUCUCAGCCUCUGCUGCGGGUGAUGAGGGUCGAGUCCUGCUAGACACGUGGUAUGUUAUCAAGCCUGGGAAUACAAAGGAGAAGGUGGCCUUCUUCGUGGCACACCAGUGUGGCGGAGGUAGCCGGGCUAGCUCUAUGAAGGUCAAGGGGCACUGGGGCAGUGACAGCUCCAAGGCUAAGAGGAGGAGGCGCUGUCUUGAGCCCACCAGGGCUCCUCCAGAUCCAGGGGGCCGGGAGGGGCCCCCUCUUGCUGAGGGGAGCUCCGCCUCAGCCGGGGAGGAUGUAGACCUCCUCUCUGUAGCUGAGAUGGUAGCCCUGGUGGAACAGAGGGCCGCGCUGGCCCUGCAGAGCUAUCCACGCCCCACCACCCCGGCACCUGUGGUCUUUGUGUCAGCUGAGCAGGGUGGAACUGCCAAGAGCCUGGGGUCCGAGAGGCGUUCUGGUGCCGGUGACUGCAGCCGUGUGGCCGAGGCAGUGGCCCACUUUGAGGCCCAGCGGGAGAACCCUCCAACCAAGGGCCUCCGCAAGGAGGAGCGGCCUGGGCCGGGCCCUGGUGAGGUGCGCAUCGCCUUCCGCAUCUCCAAUGGCCGGGAGCCCCGGGCCCCAGAUAGUAGCUUACCCAAUGGUAAUGGGGGCCGGCCCGGGUGUGCCUACCCCGGCAGUCCUGGGCCCGGGGCCCGAGCCAAGGACAAGAUCACCUGUGACUUGUACCAGCUCAUCAGCCCCUCCCGGGAUGCCCUUCCCAGCAACGUGGAGUUCCUGCUGGCCAGGGCAGAUGAAGCCAGUGAGGGUGAGAGCCCAGCACCUGCCAGGCCGGAGGACACUCCCCCGGCCCCCCCUCCACCUCCUGCCCGGGACUGCGGAACCUCAGGCUUCCACGUGGAUGUGGUGGUGACUGGCGUGGUGGACGAGUGCGUCUUCUUCGGCAAGGACGGCACCAAGAACGUGAAGGAGGAGACAGUGUGCCUGACAGUCAGCCCCGAGGAGCCGCCUCCACCCGGCCAGCUCUUCUUCCUCCAGUCCCGGGGGCCUGAUGGGCCCCCCGAGCCGCCCCCAGCUGACACGCCUACCACGGCGCCAGGCCCGGAUGAUGCUGAGGGGACAGCGGACACCUCCCUGUGCCGCUUGUACCGGCACGUGUCGCAUGACUUCUUGGAAAUCCGCUUCAAGAUCCAGCGGCUGCUGGAGCCACGACAGUAUAUGCUGCUGCUGCCCGAGCAUGUGCUGGUCAAGAUCUUCAGCUUCCUGCCCACACGGGCCCUGGCCGCGCUCAAGUGCACCUGCCACCACUUCAAGGGCAUCAUCGAGGCAUUUGGUGUGCGCGCCACGGACUCGCGCUGGAGCCGAGACCCACUCUACCGUGAUGACCCUUGCAAGCAGUGCCGCAAGAGAUACGAGAAGGGUGACGUGUCCCUGUGCCGCUGGCACCCCAAGCCCUACCACCACGACCUGCCUUACGGACGCUCCUACUGGAUGUGCUGCCGCCGAGCCGAUCGCGAGACGCCGGGCUGCCGCCUGGGCCUGCACGAUAACAACUGGGUGCUGCCUUGCAACGGGCUGGGAGGGGGCAGAGCAGGCCGGGAGGAGGGGAGGUGAAGCCGGGGAGGGGAGGGGAGCCCAGUAUGCCCGCCCCUCCCCGUCCCUGGGAAUCCAGGGUCCGGACUGGGCCACCAGCCCGCAGCCCCCCAGUCCAGGCAGCCUUGAUUCCCUCACCAGAACUGAGACCAGCUCCCGGGGGGACCCAAGAGGACACUCUGGUUGACCCCUGUGGGUUUUCUAUUCUUUUGACCCAGGGCCGGGGACCCUCUAGUAGGGUGUUUUUUAUCAGCAUCUCAAUUUCUUCUCCAUGGAGCCCCAGCACCCUCCCUGCCACUCUCUACCCCAGGGACCCAGCAGCAGGGAGCAGACGGCAGCUAAUUUUGGUACCACCUAAGGCUUCCCCCAGACUGGCUGCCCUUCUUUGCCUUCUCCAUCCCCUUAGCUCAUUGACCCAGGUUGGUACCUCCACACCUCCCACCCCAGGGCUUACCUCUGCUUUUGGAGUUAGAGGCCGCCCGAUCACAGAUCAAAUUUGGCACUUUCUCCCGGUAGCCUGCCAUUUCUGGAUGUUUUCCCCAUUAGAGAAAUAAGAAUUACUGCUUUCUGUUAACCACAAGCUACCAGUCUCUCCUCUUCCUCUGCAGGGAAGGGAAAAAAUCCCUCAAGUACAGACUUGACCCCACCCCACCCCCACUAUUUAAGCUUUGCCAAUGCUCCUCGCCUAGUAAAGCUGUGAAGCCCUUUGCCUCACUCUCGACAGCGUGGAGGGCAGGGACUGGGUUUGAAUUUCUAAGUGGUUUUUCCUUCCAUUCUGGGUACUUGUUGAGGCAUUGGGGUCUCUUCACCCCAAACCAACCACAGGUUUCUUUAGAAUCUUUUGGUCAAUUGGGACCUUGAUUUUCAGGCAGUUUGGUCUGGGGUAUUUUUUUGUUCGUUCUGUUUGGGGUUUGUUGUUUUUGUUUUUCCAUCAUUGUGGUUCUGGAAAAUUCUAGCAUGUGGCGUCUGGCCAAUUUUUGAAUUGGUCCUUUCUAUAAAAUCAAUAUUUAUAAGGCUGG
Molecule: messenger RNA, 3878 nt
Organism: Chinchilla lanigera (long-tailed chinchilla)
Lineage: Eukaryota; Metazoa; Chordata; Mammalia; Rodentia; Chinchillidae
Gene: Fbxo46
Product: F-box protein 46
Exons: 2
Coding region: 1072-2880 (602 amino acids)
Molecular function (GO): protein binding
Source: RefSeq, a predicted model, not a curated record